CGGCCAUUGUGACUUUUUCAUCUUGUACUCGACUGAGCUGAGACUCCAAAUGGUCUCGAGUGGACGCCAAGAUCCUGGACAGCUCCUCCGUUGUCUUGGCGUGCUCCUGACAUGGAAGACAGCGAGAUGAACAUGCCCGCCGCGGCGUGUGCUGCCACCAAGGCGGGGAAGACAACCAGCGCCGACACGCUCAUCCCGUGCCGGGCGUGCGGACAUGAACUGGCCUCCAGCGCGGACACCAUCGCUACAGUGCACAGCCGCAUGACGUUGUCCGGCCGCAACGAUACACUGGCGGGGGGCCGGCGGGUGCACGUCCAGAUCUUCGAAAACCCGCACGGCCUCCAGUUUGAGGUGGUCACCUUCCGCAGGGGGGACGUGGCCGGCGGAGCUCUUUCCUGGUUCCCCGGGUUCUCGUGGACAACGGUGGCCUCAUGCCCGCGGUGUAGAACGCACUUAGGUUGGGCCUUCCAACCGAGCUCAGGGCCUGCCACCAUUACGCCGUCCACGUUCGAGUCUUCAGACCAGACCUUCCUGGCUCUCAUCCUAGACCACCUGCUGAGAAAAGACUAUGGCUCCAGCCUGCUCGUCACCCCCAAAUCUUUCAUCAACUGA
Messenger RNA from Phyllopteryx taeniolatus (common seadragon), 612 nucleotides. RefSeq lists its product as uncharacterized. NCBI's taxonomy places the organism in Eukaryota, Metazoa, Chordata, Actinopteri, Syngnathiformes, Syngnathidae. The record is from RefSeq and is a predicted model, not a curated record.